Messenger RNA from Cyclopterus lumpus (lumpfish), 1363 nucleotides. It is a transcript of the gene cryzl1, whose product is annotated as crystallin, zeta (quinone reductase)-like 1. Bases 137 to 1174 code for a protein of 345 amino acids. The record is from RefSeq and is a predicted model, not a curated record. NCBI's taxonomy places the organism in Eukaryota, Metazoa, Chordata, Actinopteri, Perciformes, Cyclopteridae. The transcript is spliced from 12 exons. Gene Ontology annotation, molecular function: oxidoreductase activity.
AAGAAGAGGUCAGCUGACUCAACCAGGAAGUGGAAAGGAGCAAUAUCAGGAGUUCAUAUAGAGAAACGUUUAGCACUAUUUAUUGUCAAUAAGGUUUAAUUAUUGUGUGACCUUGUAUGAAUUAAAGGUGAACAACAUGAAAGGUUUGUACUGCCGAGCCGCGACGACGGACGCCGAGCCCAAGUUCCUCAUUCGGGAAACGAGUCUCCCAGAGGUUUUAGGCAGCCACCUGGUGCGAGUGCAGGUGAAGGCAUGUGGACUCAGCCCGCUGGACCUCAAGCUGCUGGACGACGUGGGCAUCCAGAGAGACUUGAUUCCCGUCGGCAGAGAGGUGGCCGGGGUCGUGCUGCGAGUCGGCGCCAAGGUCUCUUUCUUCCAGCCGGAGGACGAGGUUGUAGGUAUUCUGCCUCUGGACUCUCCGUGCUCUGGACUCUGUGACGCCAUUGACAUAGAUGAACACUAUUUAGUUCAGAAGCCGGAGAAGCUGAGCUCGGUGUGUGCUGCCGGCGCCCUGCGCGACGGCCUCGCUGCCUACACCGCUCUACACACACUCGCUCGCGUGGCGGCGGGACACACACUCCUAGUCAUGGACGGCGCCAGCUCUUUCGGCCUCAUGUGCAUCCAGCUGGCGUGUUACCACGGCGUGAAGGUCUUCACGACGUCGCACUCGCCGCAGCAACACGCCUUCCUGGAGCAGCUCCGGCCCAGCGUCGCCAAAGUCAUCCCGGUGUUUAAGGGCCCGUCGGACCUGCUGCCCGCGGUUCUGGAGGAGACGGGAGGACUGGGAGUGGACAUCGCCAUCGACUCCGGAGUGCGUCUGCAAGAGGAGGAGUCAGAGGCGGCGAAGCUCCUCCCACACAAACAUGACAUCAUCAGUGUGCUGGGAGUUGGGGGGCACUGGGUCACAUCCCACAAAGACCUGCAGUUGGAUCCUCCGGAUUGCAGAUCGCUGUACUUGAAGUCCGCCUCCAUGUCGUUCCUCAACCACGAAGUGUGGACGGCUUCCACGGCGCAGCAAGGCAGAUACCUGCACAUCCUCAAGGACGUUGUGGAGAAGAUGUCUGCCGGAGUCCUCAGACCUCAGCCCGAGGAGGCCGUCCCUCUCUACGAAGCCACGGUUGCCAUGGAGACCGUCCAGCGUCACCAGAAGAGGAAGGCCGUCGUUCGACUCUGAGUCGUACGACGACGAGGAGGAGGAGACAACGACCCACGUUCAGAAACGCUUCACUUUCACUCAAUAAAUACACAUUUUUAUCAUGAAUAUAAAAAUUCUUGCUUCUAGUGUAAAUACAGCAGUUAUCCAAAUUACAAGAUAAAAACAAACUGCAAUUUGAGUGGCUGUCAUAAAACUUACUGUGUUGCA